UGUUGCGGUUGCGCAGUAGAGACCCACUCUAACCAGACGAUGGGCGGGUUCCAGGGAGGGCAGUCUCGAGUCAAAUCGGUUUUCGUUUACUUGGUCGCUCCUCCUCUCUCCAUCGUUUCUAGCAAGCUAGCUAGAUAACUAGGAGAGCUACCUUGAAGUUUGGAGACUCAAAGUGGAUAAGGGGGAAACAGGCUGACGGAAAAUGGCAGACGUCGAGGGAGAGGGAAUUAAUUCGGUGGCACCUCCGUUAGUUCAGCCAUCCUCUCCUAACUGCUCCGGUGUCAGCCUAACGCAGGGCACCGGCAGUUGCCAAACGGUGACUACCGUUACGUCAGGCCCGCGACUGGUGCGGAUAGUCAAGUCUGACUCGGGAUAUGGCUUCAAUGUCCGGGGACAGGUUAGCGAAGGAGGACAACUACGGAGCAUCAACGGGGAAUUGUAUGCCCCGCUACAGCAUGUUAGUGCUGUUUUACCGGGAGGUGCAGCGGACAGAGCCGGUAUCUCGAAAGGGGACCGGAUUCUAGAAGUUAAUAGUGUGAACGUGGAGGGGGCGACCCAUAAGCAGGUGGUGGAUCUGAUCCGUGCGGGGGAGAGGGAGCUGAUGCUGGCCGUGCUGUCUGUACCUCCCCAGGAGGCUGACUGUCUGGACCCUGGAGACGACGGCUCAGCCCAGUCCUGCUACGACUACAGUGACAAACAGGCCGUCCCCAUCUCCGUCCCCACAUACAAACACGCUGAACUCAACCAGGAGAGGUUUGUGGUGUAUAAUGUGUACAUGGCAGGCAGACAGCUGUGCUCUAAGAGGUACAGGGAGUUUGCUAUCCUCAACCAGAACCUGAAGAGAGAGUUUGCCAACUACACCUUCCCCAAAAUACCUGGCAAAUGGCCCUUUUCCCUGUCUGAACAACAACUCGACGCUAGACGCAGGGGACUGGAGGAAUACCUGGAGAAAGUGUGUUCAGUGAGGGUGAUUGGGGAGAGUGAAGUCAUGCAGGAGUUUCUAUCUGAUGAGUCUGAUGAGAACUAUAACGGCGUAUCAGAUGUGGAGUUGAGGAUAGCCAUGCCUGAUAAAACCACCGUCACAGUCCGAGUCCGCAAGAACUGUACAACUGACCAGGUCUACCAGGCAGUGGUCAUGACAGUAGGAAUGGACAGCAUAACGGCCAGCUACUUUGCUCUGUUUGAGGUCAUCAACCACUCCUUUGUGCGUAAACUGGCUCCUAAUGAGUUCCCCCACAAGCUGUAUGUUCAGAACUACACGUCUGCUGUCCCUGGGACCUGCCUCACCCUGCGCAAGUGGCUCUUCACCACUGAGGAGGAGAUCCUGCUCAAUGACAACCAACUGGCCGUCAGCUACUGCUUCCACCAGGCGGUGGAUGAUGUGAAAAGGGGAUUUAUCAAGGCAGAGGAGAAGUCCUACCAGCUACAGAAAUUAGCAGAACAGAAGAAGAUGGCCAUGUAUCUCAGUAUGUUACGGGGCUGUGAAGGCUACAAUGAGAUCAUCUUCCCACACUGCUCCUGUGACUCCCGACGCAAAGGCCACGUUGUCACAGCCAUCAGCAUACACCACUUUAAACUGCACGCCUGCACAGAGGAGGGAACGCUAGAGAACCAGGUGAUCGUGUUUGAGUGGGUGGAGAUGCAGCACUGGGACACUGAUGAGGAGGGCAUGGCCUUCUGCUUCCAGUACGCCAGGGCAGAGAAGAAACCUCGCUGGGUCAAGAUCUUUACUCCCUACUUCAACUACCUGCAUGAGUGCGUUGAGAGAGUCUUCUGUGAACUCAAGUGGAGGAAAGAGGUGGAAGAGGAGGCUGUGGAUAAGGACAAUAAGAACUGCAGUAAAGAAGAAUAUCUUCCAGCUGUUGAGACACAGAAGGGAUGGAGGCACCUAGGAGGAGAGAUCAUCACCUCAUAAAUAUGCUCUCCUUCAUCCGUCCCUCUGGUCUGGUUCGGCCCGGAACUACCACCACUACCUGUCCUCGCACAACUACUACUACACCAACUACAAACCAACAAACUACAACUUCUACAUACCAAUAACAGCAACUACAGAUCAACAACCACCACACACCAUCAAACUACAAAUGAACAACUUCUGGACUGACUGAAGGAGAAACAAUGACGCACACUACAACUUAAGCUGUUAUUCACCAUGAACCCUUGAAUACACCCCAAGCACACAAUAUAAACACAAGCCAACAGGAAGCUACAGUAGAAACAUAUAGCAGGUUUGUACAGGUGAAUAAGUAACUCUAAAGACUUAGAUACAUGCCUUCAUACAUCGCAUCACCUCGUUGGUCAAAACUCCAUGGAGACCUGUGACUAUUGGCUAAGGAGGCUAACAUCUUGUGGUGGGAUUGGAUGAAGGAGAUGGUUCUCUGGGACGAUAUUGGACAAGGGAUUUGAAACGUGCAAGGCCAUCGGGUGUUUUGUGGCCACUUUGGAGUGCUCUGGAAUGGAACACAGUGCAGUGGAAGAAGAGAACAAAAGAGGGAUACAGAUGAUGGAACAGAACCUGUUAUAAAAGAGGAAAUGGCUGGUGGUGAUGGAACAGAACCUGUUCUAAAAGAGGAAAUGGCUGGUGGUGAUGGAACAGAACCUGUUCUAAAAGAGGAAAUGGCUGGUGGUGAUGGAACAGAACCUGUUCUAAAAGAGGAAAUGGCUGGUGGUGAUGGAACAGAACCUUUUCUAAAAGAGGAAAUGGCUGGUGGUGAUGGAACAGAACCUGUUCUAAAAGAGGAAAUGGCUGGUGGUGAUGAAACAGAACCUGUUCUAAAAGAGGAAACGGCUGGUGGUGUUGCAACAGAACCUUUUCUAAUAGAGGAAACGGCUGGUGGUGAUAGAACAGAACCUGUUCUAAAAGAGGAAACGGCUGGUGUUGGAACAGAACCUUUUCUAAUAGAGGAAACGGCUGGUGGUGAUGGAACAGAACCUGUUCUAAAAGAGGAAACGGCUAGUAAUGAUGGAACAGAACCUGUUCUAAAAGAGGAAACGGCCUGUAGUGAUGGACUGAGGAGACUCAUCUGAAAAGUUCACAGGAAGUGUGUGUGUGUGUGUGUGUGUGUGUGUGUGUGUGUGUGUGUGUGUGGACUGAUUAUGGACAGCUGUGAGAGUCUAGGUUGGAACCCUGGAGGUAGAAACAACCCUUCUCUCUGACUCUGAACUGAACUCCCAGAAUGAGUCUCGACAGACAGACGGAGGGAACCGGCCACAUGAUACAAGAGACUGGACUCAUAUGAACCACACAGACCGAUUGACAUAUGGAUAUUAUCUCCUGUUUGUAGCCACUAUCUCCAUUUCAAAGAGAUCUACUGAAGAGACUAUUACAGACACAGAGAGAGAGACACCAUACACUUCCUUUAUUUGUGACUAUUGGGCCGAGCAGAACCAAGGGUAGCAUGUGUGUUUCAGCUGCUGGUUCUGUUUCGGUUUACAGAUGCUGAAAUUGCCCUGAAGCCAUUUUUGAAUACACAAACCUUCUCAUUAAAACAGACACACACACACAGAAUGCUCAUCAUGUAGGAAUUGGAUCCCAGGAAAGUAUUCUGCCAUUUUGACAGAUACCUGAACAAGGAACAUGUUUACUUCACCUGUGUGUUUUGUGUACCUCCUAAAGAUAUAUAAAUAUCAUUUUUAAUGUGGACAUUUCAGACAUUGGACCGAAUAGCACAAAAAGAACCCUGUAAGAUGUUGACCACGUUAAGCUCAAUAUGUAUUCAUUCUAUGCUAAGUUUUCUGUUCUGCUGAUGCCUAACUGUGGGUUCAUAACACUGAACUCAGAAGUGCAUCUCGAUUUACAUGUUUUGUGUCUUUCUGUUCUUGAGAAAAGGUGUGAUGCUUUAGAAACACACUGUGAUUGUCAGUCUGUAGGAUAUGUCUAUGGUGUUGGUUUAGGUGAGUCUUUGGUUCAAUUGAUAUAUUGGUCCUUGUGUAUCUGAAGCUGCAGUACUCAGAACGACCUGCAGGGGUCUCCCUCCCACUGAAAAACACUAGAUCAGUUCCUAUAGAACAGGGCUGGCCAGUAUUCUAACAGAGGGCCCGUGGGUGCAGGCUUUUGCCCCAGCCAAGCAGUAACACACCUGAUUCAAUAUCUGGUGGAUGUUAUCAUUGGAUGCUGAUGCAACACCACACACAUCUUUAAAUGCAGUGUUAACCUACAUCAGAGUUUCCCAGUGGUGUAGUAGGAGCUACACGGAGGUAUACACCCUAAACCCCACAGAGGUUUAUACAGUGGUGCAGUAGGUAUACGCCCUAAACCCCACAGAGGUUUAAACAGUGGUGUAGUAGGAGCUACACGGAGGUAUACGCCCUAAACCCCACAGAGGUUUAUACAGUGGUGCAGUAGGUAUACGCCCUAAACCCCACAGAGGUUUAAACAGUGGUGUAGUAGGAGCUACAUGGAGGUAUACACCCUAAACCCCACAGAGGUUUAAACAGUGGUGUAGUAGGAACUACACAGAGGUAUACGCUCUAAACCCCACAGAGGUUUAAACAGUGGUGUAGUAGGUAUACGCCCUAAACCCCACAGAGGUUUAAACAGUGGUGUAGUAGGAGCUACAUGGAGGUAUACGCCCUAAACCCCACAGAGGUUUAUACAGUGGUGCAGUAGGUAUACGCCCUAAACCCCACAGAGGUUUAAACAGUGGUGUAGUAGGAGCUACACGGAGGUAUACGCCCUAAACCCCACAGAGGUUUAAACAGUGGUGCAGUAGGAGCUACACUGAGGUAUACGCCCUAAACCCCACAGAGGUUUAAACAGUGGUGUAGUAGGAGCUACACGGAGGUAUACGCCCUAAACCCCACAGAGGUUUAAACAGUGGUGUAGUAGGAGCUACACUGAGGUAUACGCCCUAAACCCCACAGAGGUUUAAACAGUGGUGUAGUAGGAGCUACACGGAGGUAUACGCCCUAAACCCCACAGAGGUUUAUACAGUGGUGGAGUAGGUAUACGCCCUAAACCCCACAGAGGUUUAAACAGUGGUGUAGUAGGAGCUACACGGAGGUAUGCGCCCUAAACCCCACAGAGGUUUAAACAGUGGUGUAGUAGGUAUACGCCCUAAACCCCACAGAGGUUUAAACAGUGGUGUAGUAGGAGCUACAUGGAGGUAUACACCCUAAACCCCACAGAGGUUUAAACAGUGGUGUAGUAGGAACUACACAGAGGUAUACGCUCUAAACCCCACAGAGGUUUAAACAGUGGUGUAGUAGGUAUACGCCCUAAACCCCACAGAGGUUUAAACAGUGGUGUAGUAGGAGCUACACUGAGGUAUACGCCCUAAACCCCACAGAGGUUUAAACAGUGGUGUAGUAGGAGCUACACGGAGGUAUACGCCCUAAACCCCACAGAGGUUUAUACAGUGGUGGAGUAGGUAUACGCCCUAAACCCCACAGAGGUUUAAACAGUGGUGUAGUAGGAGCUACACGGAGGUAUGCGCCCUAAACCCCACAGAGGUUUAAACAGUGGUGUAGUAGGAGCUACACGGAGGUAUACACCCUAAACCCCACAGAGGUUUAUACAGUGGUGUAGUAGGUAUACGCCCUAAACCCCACAGAGGUUUAUACAGUGGUGUAGUAGGUAUACGCCCUAAACCCCACAGAGGUUUAUACAGUGGUGUAGUAGGUAUACGCCCUAAACCCCACAGAGGUUUAUACAGUGGUGGAGUAGGUAUACGCCCUAAACCCCACAGAGGUUUAAACAGUGGUGUAGUAGGAGCUACACGGAGGUAUGCGCCCUAAACCCCACAGAGGUUUAAACAGUGGUGUAGUAGGAGCUACACGGAGGUAUACACCCUAAACCCCACAGAGGUUUAUACAGUGGUGUAGUAGGUAUACGCCCUAAACCCCACAGAGGUUUAUACAGUGGUGUAGUAGGUAUACGCCCUAAACCCCACAGAGGUUUAUACAGUGGUGUAGUAGGUAUACGCCCUAAACCCCACAGAGGUUUAUACAGUGGUGUAGUAGGUAUACGCCCUAAACCCCACAGAGGUUUAAACAGUGGUGCAGUAGGAGCUACACGGAGGUCCUUCUGUAGCUCAGUUGGUAGAGCAUGGCGCUUGUAACGCCAGGGUAGUGGGUUCGAUCCCCGGGACCACCCACACAUAGAAUGUAUGCACACAUGACUGUAAGUCGCUUUGGAUAAAAGCGUCUGCUAAAUGGCAUAUAUUAUUAUAUAUUAGGUAUACGCUCUAAACCCCACAGAGGUUUAAACAGUGGUGUAGUAGGAGCUACACGGAGGUAUACGCUCUAAACCCCACAGAGGUUUAUACAGUGGUGUAGUAGGUAUACGCCCUAAACCCCACAGAGGUUUAAACAGUGGUGCAGUAGGAGCUACACGGAGGUAUACGCUCUAAACCCCACAGAGGUUUAAACAGUGGUGUAGUAGGUAUACGCCCUAAACCCCACAGAGGUUUAAACAGUGGUGCAGUAGGAGCUACACGGAGGUAUACGCUCUAAACCCCACAGAGGUUUAAACAGUGGUGUAGUAGGAGCUACACGGAGGUAUACGCCCUAAACCCCACAGAGGUUUAAACAGUGGUGUAGUAGGUAUACGCCCUAAACCCCACAGAGGUUUAAACAGUGGUGUAGUAGGUAUACGCCCUAAACCCCACAGAGGUUUAAAUAAAGGUUCAGUAAAAUAAAUAUGCACAAAACCGACUUUUGUUCAGUGGACAUUGGGUAUAGUUACUUCUUAAUUCCCACUGAUCUGUAUCCAAGUAGUGUAGUGGUGGUAUAAACGGUAUCAAGUAUGUGGUACAAUAGAGAAAGUAGCCUACACAAUCGUAAAGCACGUGUAAUAUAUUCACAUGCGCUGCCACGUUUCAGCUGAAUAUCAUAGCAGUAAGAGCCGCAGCUGGUUGUCCCAUGGAGCAGCUCACAGCUGGUCGGGUAGGUAGGACUUGCCUAGUUAAAUAAAGGAAUAAUGAAUCAAAUCAAGAAACGAUGGGUAAGCAAACGAGUUCCUGAAACAGUUUGGUCCAAAGUCUUGGUUGAAUCUUUGCAGUGCUCAAUUCAGUCAUCAUGUGCUGUUUUGAAUGAACAUUUCCAAAUGCUUUCCCAAGGAAAACGUCCUAAUUAAAGCUGCAAUAUGUAAAUUUGGUCGACCCAAGUUCAUAGAGGUUGAGAAUAUACAAAGACUGUAUAAUUACUUAUUGUUUUGUCACAAACUGAAAUUAGGCAAACUUAGAAUUUUAGCAACCAGGAAAUGGCAGAGCUAUUUCUGUAUAGUGCAUCUUUAAAUGUUUACUGCAAAUUAGGCAUACAUGAUAAUUAUGAUUUGUAUCAAUCUGGAGGGCAUUUCUUUUGAAAACUCUGCAAUCACAUGUACUCUACUGUAGGCCUACAUUGUAGAGUACAGACACUGCGAGCCACAUGGUAUUUUGCUUAAUUAUUUUAAAGGGCAACUAGACCCUCCCAAAAAUAGUAUUUGAGAUUUUUCCCAGAUCUCAAAAAUGGUCUCCUUGUGCGGUAUAAGUAUUAAUGUGGGCUUAACAUGCAUUUGUUGUUUUUCUAUGAAAGAUUUUUCUGGCAAAAUGGUGUACUCACUUCUCAUUUAGUAAUUUAACUUAUUGACUUAUUGUAAUGAAUUGUAACAUUAUUUUAAAUGAACUGAUUUAUUAAUGCAAAACA
Oncorhynchus keta (chum salmon) is the source of this 7626-nucleotide messenger RNA. Its product is annotated as sorting nexin-27-like. Gene Ontology annotation, biological process: intracellular protein transport; signal transduction. Gene Ontology annotation, cellular component: early endosome. Gene Ontology annotation, molecular function: phosphatidylinositol-3-phosphate binding; protein binding. The coding region runs from base 203 to 1915 and encodes 570 amino acids. The record is from RefSeq and is a predicted model, not a curated record. NCBI's taxonomy places the organism in Eukaryota, Metazoa, Chordata, Actinopteri, Salmoniformes, Salmonidae. The transcript is spliced from 14 exons.